Messenger RNA from Necator americanus (New World hookworm), 1065 nucleotides. RefSeq lists its product as uncharacterized. The transcript has 15 exons. The coding region runs from base 1 to 1065 and encodes 354 amino acids. The record is from RefSeq and is a predicted model, not a curated record. Lineage: Eukaryota; Metazoa; Nematoda; Chromadorea; Rhabditida; Ancylostomatidae.
AUGGUCGACAUUAUGUUCCUUCUCAUAUUUUCGAUGUGGAGUUUAAAUACUUGUGCAAAAAAAAAAUCUGAUAAAACGUUAAUUAGUGACCGUAUGCCUCGUGCAGAACUAAAAGUGCCGAAUUCAAAUCAGAACCGUAUAUUGAAAAUCUUGUAUGAGCCAGAAAUGGUAGUCCAGGAGCAAAUGCCAAUCACUGCCGAGCCAAUCCCAGCCACGAAUCAGCCAUCAGAGGAUCAGAGGUCAGUGCCACAGAUCACGGAUCAAGUCACGGAUCAGCGCACUACUCCUGCGAAUGAAGGGACGUUACCUUCACCAGGAUUUGCACAGAAGAGUGCAGAAGAGUCUCCAGCAUUUAUUCUUCCUGACUUGACAAACAAGCAGUCGCUGAAUACUAUGAAAUCAAUGGAGACUGAUCUGGCCUCAUUGCAAGAGAAUAUCAAACCAUUUGGAUCGAAAUUUGGAGGAAAUGUUAUUGCUGGCAGUAAAGAAACAAAUCAAGCGAUUGCGGUAAAGUCUGGUGUGGAGAGUGUGGCGUUUGCUUCUAAAGGUGUAGAAAAUGUUAUUUCUGGCAGUAGAGAAAACGAGAAGUUAAGUAACGAGAAAGUCAGUGCGGAGAGCACCGAGAAUCAGAGUGACGACACUGAUGAAACUUGUGAAACGCAAACAGUUGAAGAAGUGAAAGGAUCAACAAACUCGAAGGAGAUUCCGCUGGACAAAACUCCUCUAUCAGGGUGCUCUCCAAGAUUACAGGAAGAUAGUGACGGUAUGGAAAUGGGCAGGACGCAGACGUCACAAGAUGAGUCAAGCGGUUUAAAGAAGGUUCGACAGUCUAGAACUACUUCAUCGGUGCAGCGUUUGAGAUUAUCAAAUGAACAUCCCGAUUCUGUGGAGUUAAAUAGGACGCAGAAAUCACCGAAAAAGUCGCGAAAAAACAUCGAAGUACUCAGAACUCCUCCAACAGUACAAUCUUUCAGGAUAUCGAAAAAUAAUUUACACUGUACGGAUCUAAGCAACACUCAGAGUGAAAAUUUUUCCGAGAAGCAGGAAAUAUACGGAUCCAAGUGA